Molecule: messenger RNA, 4414 nt
Organism: Lethenteron reissneri (Far Eastern brook lamprey)
Lineage: Eukaryota; Metazoa; Chordata; Hyperoartia; Petromyzontiformes; Petromyzontidae
Product: TNF receptor-associated factor 2-like
Biological process (GO): signal transduction; regulation of apoptotic process; positive regulation of canonical NF-kappaB signal transduction
Cellular component (GO): plasma membrane signaling receptor complex; cytoplasmic side of plasma membrane
Molecular function (GO): tumor necrosis factor receptor binding; zinc ion binding; ubiquitin-protein transferase activity
Source: RefSeq, a predicted model, not a curated record
UGGAUCGUGUGCCCGUAUACAAUGUCCACAUUCUCAUGGUUUUGGCAGUGUCAGCAUAUGAUGGCCACUGGUUAUCUUCAUCAGCAGCAGCAGCUACGCUCUAUCCACUGCUCCAUGGAUGGUCUCCAUCCCCUGGCGACCAGCCGAAGUAAUUCGCUGGAGGAGGUCACCCUGGGUCUGUUCCAUCGCUUCACUGCGGCUCUGUCAUUCCAUUUAAAAACAAAUCCUGUGUGAUAAUAAAUAAUAAUAAUAUUGAUCGAAUUCGGCUCGGAAAGCCAAUUAGGUCGAGGAACUAAAGCAAUACCCCUGUAACUAUGAAUGGUAUGUAUUUGAUGUGUUGAAACAAACUUACUGCAUUCAAAGUAAAGUUAAUGAGGACGGCUACUUGUGUUGUGGCCGAAACGUCGUGAGAAUUAUUUUAUGAUUUUUUAUUUUUAUUAUUUCAUUACUUCCCUUCUACGUGACUUUACCGAAAGAACCAAGAAGAUGAAUCCCUGCAGUCACGAAAGCUUUAAAUCGAAAUUUAAUGUGCCUUGUUUGUGUGAAUUUUGCAUCCUGCUGAAGUGGAUUGGAUCGGAAUAACGAAACGCGGACUUGGAUCUCAGCGGCCACCGUAGUAGGCCAAGAUGCCUCAAUGCGAAUAAUUUAGAUAUUUCGGGUAAAUUAAUUUCAAACAAAAUUAUUUCCAACGCAAUUUUGUGAGCUUCACUUAGAGAAAACAAUUGUAAUAGGGUGGACAAAUUACGAUUUAAUUGGUUAUAAAAAAGAAAAUUCAAGUAGAUUUAGCGGAAGUUGGCGCGCGCGUGCCCCUCCACUUCCGACUAAAAUUUAUUUAUUGUUUUUCUUCUCGAGAUUAAAAUUACAUUUUUUUAUUUGCUCAACAUUUUAACAGUGCGAAUAUCAAUUUAGCACCAAAGACAGCGUUUAACAAAAAAAGGGAUUUAGAAAAAAAGUCUCAUUAGUUAUUACAUCACCGACGUAAUGACAAUUUAAACAAUACAAGUUUCACUUCUACCACGGCUACAGCGUCCCAGAAUUUGUGUUUGAAAACGCCUUCGAGGCGAGGUGUAAACAAUAACAAACUAAAUGGUCAAGUUGGUUAUUAACUAACGAGUUGGUGCCACUCGACUGCGACCGCGUGUCUCUCCCUCCACCGCUCGCAAUGCGGCCCGAGUAGGUAAGUCAAAUCCGCGCGAAAAAUCGUCAUUCUAAGUCGUUAAUAAACCUUUUAAAACGUUAAAAAUAAAACGGCAACACGCCCACGUGCCGGGUAGCUUACAACAAAACAAACAAGUCGUUCAGAAGUUAAUUUUUGUCGUUGGGAUGUAUCGUCUCAAAUUUAACGUCCUUAAGGGGAAUUCCGCCCUGUGAGGGGAGCGGUGGCGCAGCGGUUAGCGCGCUACACGCUCAGCCACCAACCCGGCCCUGAGUUCGAUUCCCGCUCACGGCCGCCAGCAGCGUCUCGAACGGGCUCGAAGUGUGGAACAACAAUAACAACAAUCAUCGCCACUGGGGAGAUAAAGGCGGCCGUGCGUGGUCGCUUGCCCGUCCACCUCGUGUUACCGUUCCGGCCUUCACAGGCGCGACUCGUCCACAGCACUCGCCCCUGAAGUCUGUUUCAACAGUCUGGGCCUUCGCACGCUGCCACCGCUCUGGAGAAAGGAGGAGCAGGGCCAGGAGGAGGAGGCAUUGCGAGGAUCAUGGGGGAGGCGUUGGCCGUGCUGUCGGCCCCCGUGCGGGACGGGUACCCGCUCGAGGUGCUGCGGCACGAGCCCGACUUCAAGUACCUGUGCGGCGCCUGCGGCCGCCUGCUCAGGGCGGCCGUGCAGGCGCCCUGCGGCCACCGUUUCUGCCACGGGUGCCACAGCAAGCUGGCCACGAGGCCAGAGCAAUGGUUGUGCCCUCGUUGUCAGGAAGAAGGAACUCACGAAGAGGAAUUGUACUCGUCGCCCAACAACCAGUGUUUCCCUGACCGGGCGACUCGCCGUGAGGUGGACCAACUCCCCGCUCGCUGCACCAACCCGGGCUGCUCGUGGUCCGGCAUCGUGAGAGACUACGAUGGUCACGAGUCGUCUUGUGAGCUCCGCUGGGCCGCGUGCCCUGCGUGUGGUGGCCGCGUGCGACUCCGCGAGUUGGCGGAGCACGCCCAGAAGAGCUGCCCCGCACGCACAGCGCCUUGCAGGCACUGCCGGGCACCCUGCACCGCACAGGAGCUGCCGGAGCACGACCUCACCUGCCCAAAGUUCCCCACGACCUGCACUGCGUGCGGGAAGCGCAAGAUACCCAGAGAGAAGCUGCCUCUGCAUGAGAAGUCGUGCCUCCGCGUCAAGCGGCCCUGCCGCUUCGCAGACAUCGGGUGCCCCUUCCAGGCCGAGGCUGAGAAGCUCGCGGGACACGAGCAGCUGGCGACCGCCUCCCACGUCGCCAUCCUGCGCUCCUUCCUGCUGCGCUUGCACGGCCUGCUGCCGACUCAGGCCGCUUGCGCCGCCACCGCCGAAGCAGCCGGUGACGGCGGCGGUGGCGGCGGCAGUGGUGGUGGUGCGGCUGCAGCUGCGGCGGGGGCAUCGGUCCCGCAGUUGGAUCCGGCUUCGGACGGCCGCCUGUCCGAGCUGGCGCUGAGGUUGUCCCGGCUGGAGGUGGCGGUGGCGGCGAGGGGCGGGGGGGGGGCCGCCAGACGUGUCGGGAGGCCGUCGGCGGCCGCCGGGGCUGAAGGAGGAGCCGCGGCGCCAGGCGACGGGAAGGAGGCGGCGGCGUUGGCGGCGGUGGUUCCGGCGGCGCUGGAGCAGCGCUGCGCCAGGCUGGAGCGCUCGCUGGGCCCGCUGGAGGCCACCGUGGCCGCGUUGGACCGCCAGGCCGAGCGCUGCUCCGCCGCCGCACGGGAGGCCCACACGCGGCGCCAGGCCGAGCGUGGAGCCGUCGCCACGCUCACCGGCAAGAUGCAAGCGCUGGAGCGCAAGCUGGCGCUGCGGGAGGUGGCGCUGGCCGACAUGACGCUGCGCCUCUCGACCCUGGAGCUCUCGUCCCACGACGGCUCCUUCGUGUGGCGGGUCGGCGACGUGGGCCGGCGCCGCAGCGACGCCGCCAGCGGGCGCCAGCUCGCCGUCUACUCGCCAGCGUUCUUCACGAGCCGCUACGGCUACAAGAUGUGCCUGCGCCUGUACCCCAGCGGCGACGGCGCUGGCAAGGACUCGCACCUGUCGCUCUUCUUCGUGCUCAUGCGGGGCGACCACGACGCCACGCUGCGCUGGCCCUUCCGCCAGAAGGUGACCCUGAUGCUGCUGGACCAGAGCUCGCGCCGUGACCACGUGGUCGACGCCUUCCGCCCGGACGCCACCACCUCCUCCUUCCAGCGCCCCACCGGGGACCUCAACGUGGCCAGCGGCUGCCCCCUCUUCUGCCCCCUCGCCCGCCUAGUUUCGUCGGAACAGACCUACGUGCGGGACGACACCUUGUUCAUCAAGUGCGUGGUGGACACGACCGACCUGUGACCCCCCCCGAGGAUUGGGGGAUGGGAGCAACUUGGGGAGACUCGUGCAGCAAUGUAGCACCCUCAGGGCACAGGAGGACAGGAGGAGGUGGUGGUGGUGGAGGAGGAGGUGGUGGUGGUGGAGGAGAGGAGGAGGAGGUGGUGGAGGUGGUGGUGGUGGUGGAUGAGGAAGUGGAGGAGGAGGAGGCUCUUCCGCAGUGGAGUGGUGCGAGGGGAGCGGCAGGGAGAUGGUUGAAGUGGCCUGCGGUGGGUGGGUGGAUGGGUGAGUGGGUGGGUGGAUGGAUUAGUCAGUGAGUGGGUGGAGGGUUAGUCAGUGAGUGGGUGGAUGGAUUAGUGAGUGAGUGGGUGGAUAGGUUAGUGAGUGAGUGAGUGAGUGGGUGGAUAGGUGAGUGAGUGAGUGGGUGGAUUAGUGAGUUGAUGUAUGAAUGGGUGGGUGAGUGUCUGAGUGGGUGGUUGAGCGAGUGAGUGCGUUGAAGUGUGAUGGUUGGUGCUUGUUGUGGUGUUUGUUGUGGCGCUUGUUGUGGUGGUUGUUGUGGUGCUUGUUGUGGUGUUUGUUGUGGUGGUUGUUGUGGCGCUUGUUGUGGUGCUUGUUGUGGUGGUUGUUGUGGCGCUUGUUGUGGUAGGAGGGGCACAGCGUGGCUUGAGCAGGCCGUGGCGCGUCUCCCCGCGCCCUCACGGCGGGCGAUGGCUGCUGGGCCAGCGAAGAGCCGUGACGGCCAACGCAGCGGAAGGAAGGGAGGGAGAAUAUGGAGCAGCGGAGAGGAUGUGUCACCCCGAGGGGUUGGAGGAGCCAUUGAAGUGAUCGGCACCGGAGCACGUGGGGCUAGAUGUUGACUGCCUCGCCUGCUAUGGGAGGGGGCCGUGGGUUCGAUCCCUGAGCAGGCAGCCCUGGUGAACGCAGCGUUGUCUAUAAACUGUUUAAUCCGA